AUGCGUAGGAUCAACAUGACUGACAUCAAAAUACUUAGUCCACUUAACAGCACCAAACCAAUCCUAGAAUGUAGUAGAUUGAGAAUGAUUUAUGCAUUUUCGAGUGAGGAGGUGACGGCGCCGAGCAUUCCCAGUGCCAGACUUCUCAACUCACCCGGCGUCAAAACAGAAGAAGACAAAGGAAAGAAUAUUCAAGAACGGCACCAAGUCGGACAAGAAAAUGAAGGCCUCAAGAUUGAAUUUUGUAAUUUAAAAGAAAGUAUUUUCCAGCAAGGUAAGGAAAUUAGCAGCUUGACUGAUAAGGUAAGGAUGCAGGAGGAACACAUCAAGGAACUAGUAAAGGAUAAUGAGACAUGGAAAGUGAACAGUAGGGAAUUUGAAGAAAUUAACAUGAAAAUAGACUCAUAUGGUGAACAACUCCAAGGAACCUUGAGGGCUAACAUGGAGUUAGGCAAGGAGAUGCAACGAGAAACUUCAUUGGCAACUCAAAUAGAUGAGGCUAAUAAAGCACUACAAAAGUUAUACCCGGUUCUCCCCGGGGGCUUCUCCCCCGCGGGCUUCACCCCUGGGGGCUUCUCCCCCACGGGCUUCACCCCUGGGGGCUUCUCCCCCGCGGGCUUCAUCCCUGGGGGCUUCUCCCCCGCGGGCUUCAUCCCUGGGGGCUUCUCCCCCGCGGGCUUCAUCCCUGGGGGCUUCUCCCCCGCGGGCUUCACUCCUCGGGCUUCUCCCCCGCGGGCUUCACUCCUCGGGGCUUCUCCCCCGCGGGCUUCACUCCUCGGGGCUUCUCCCCCGCGGGCUUCACCCCUGGGGGCUUCUCCCCCGCGGGCUUCACCCCUGGGGGCUUCUCCCCCGCGGGCUUCACCCCUGGGGGCUUCUCCCCCGCGGGCUUCACCCCUGGGGGCUUCUCCCCCGCGGGCUUCACCCCUGGGGGCUUCUCCCCCGCGGGCUUCACCCCCGCGGGCUUCACCCCUGGGGGCUUCUCCCCCGCGGGCUUCACCCCUGGGGGCUUCUCCCCCGCGGGCUUCACCCCUGGGGGCUUCUCCCCCGCGGGCUUCACCCCUGGGGGCUUCUCCCCCGCGGGCUUCACCCCUGGGGCUUCUCCCCCGCGGGCUUCACCCCUGGGGCUUCUCCCCCGCGGGCUUCACCCCUGGGGGCUUCUCCCCCGCGGGCUUCACCCCCGGGGGCUUCUCCCCCGCGGGCUUCACCCCCGGGGGCUUCUCCCCCGCGGGCUUCACCCCUGGGGGCUUCUCCCCCGCGGGCUUCACCCCUGGGGGCUUCUCCCCCGCGGGCUUCACCCCUGGGGGCUUCUCCCCCGCGGGCUUCACCCCUGGGGGCUUCUCCCCCGCGGGCUUCACCCCCGGGGGCUUCUCCCCCGCGGGCUUCACCCCCGGGGGCUUCUCCCCCGCGGGCUUCACCCCCGGGGGCUUCUCCCCCGCGGGCUUCACCCCCGGGGCUUCUCCCCCGCGGGCUUCACCCCCGGGGGCUUCUCCCCCGCGGGCUUCACCCUUGGGGGCUUCUCCCCCGCGGGCUUCACCCCUGGGGGGCUUCUCCCCCGCGGGCUUCACCCCUGGGGGGCUUCUCCCCCGCGGGCUUCACCCCUGGGGGGCUUCUCCCCCGCGGGCUUCACCCCUGGGGGGCUUCUCCCCCGUGGGCUUCACCCCUGGGGGCUUCUCCCCCGCGGGCUUCUCCCCCGCGGGCUUCUCCCCCGCGGGCUUCACCCCUGGGGGCUUCUCCCCCGCGGGCUUCACCCCUGGGGGCUACACCCCUGGGGGCUUCUCCCCCGCGGGCUUCACCCCCGCGGGCUUCUCCCCCGCGGGCCUCACCCCCGCGGGCUUCUCCCCCGCGGGCUUCACCCCCGCGGGCUUCUCCCCCGGGGCUUCACCCCCGCGGGCUUCACCCCCGGGGGCUUCUCCCCCGCGGGCUUCACCCCCGGGGGCUUCUCCCCCGCGGGCUUCACCCCCGGGGGCUUCUCCCCCGCGGGCUUCACCCCCGGGGGCUUCUCCCCCGCGGGCUUCACCCCCGGGGGCUUCUCCCCCGCGGGCUUCACCCCUGGGGGCUUCUCCCCCGCGGGCUUCACCCCUGGGGGCUUCUCCCCCGCGGGCUUCACCCCUGGGGGCUUCUCCCCCGCGGGCUUCACCCCCGGGGGCUUCACCCCCGGGGGCUUCUCCCCCGGCCGCGGGCUUCUCCUCGGAUGCAUCAAAGUUUUAG
Procambarus clarkii (red swamp crayfish) is the source of this 2208-nucleotide messenger RNA. The record is from RefSeq and is a predicted model, not a curated record. Lineage: Eukaryota; Metazoa; Arthropoda; Malacostraca; Decapoda; Cambaridae.